AUGAACAUUAUUCCACUCGGUGCAGGGCAAGAUGUGGGCAGGUCAUGCAUUAUUGCAACCAUUGGAGGAAGAACAAUAAUGUUUGACUGCGGAAUGCACAUGGGCUUUAACGACGAGAGACGGUUUCCAGACUUUUCGUAUAUCUCUAAAACUCAGAACUUCAACAAGGUCAUUGACUGUGUGAUCAUUUCCCAUUUCCACUUGGAUCACUGCGGAGCACUUCCACAUUUUACAGAAAUUUGCGGAUACGACGGGCCAAUAUACAUGACACAGCCCACUAAAGAAGUGUGCCCAAUCUUGCUGGACGACUUCAGAAAGAUUGUUGCAGUCAAAGGCGAUGAUACCAUAUUUACAUAUCAAGAUAUACUCAACUGCAUGAAAAAGGUUAUUACAAUUAACAUGAAUGAGACAUACGAGCAUGGAAACGGGAUUUACAUCACUCCAUACUAUGCAGGGCAUGUCCUUGGGGCAGCAAUGUUCCAUGUCGUUGUUGGAGAUCAAUCUGUGGUUUAUACUGGUGACUACAGCACUACGCCUGACAAACAUCUUGGGCCUGCAUCUAUCAAAUGUGUCAAGCCUGAUAUUCUGAUUACUGAGUCAACAUAUGGAUCUGUUGUGAGGGAUUGCAGGAAGGUCAAAGAGAGAGAAUUCCUUAAAGCUGUGUCUGAGUGUGUGUUGAAAGGAGGCAAAGUGCUGAUCCCGAUAUUUGCACUUGGUAGGGCACAGGAGCUGUGUCUCCUUCUUGACGGAUACUGGGAACGCAGUGGAUUGAAUGUUCCUGUGUACUUUUCAGGAGGAUUGACUGAGAAGGCAAACGAAAUAUACAAAAGAUACAUCGGAUACACAAAUGAGACAAUUAAGCAGAAGAUUUUCGAAAGGAACCUAUUUGACUACAAACACAUUAAAGCAUUCCAGAAGUACUACUUGGACAUGCCUGGACCAAUGGUUCUAUUUGCAUCACCAGGAAUGUUACACUCAGGGAUGUCAUUGAAAAUAUUCAAGGAGUGGUGUGAGGACGAAAAGAACCUUGUGAUCAUUCCUGGAUAUUGUGUGAGAGGCACAGUUGGCGAGAAAGUUCUAAACGGAGCUAAGCGACUCGAUAUCCUUGGAGAAAGUAAAGAAAUAAAAAUACAGGUAAGGAAUCUUGCAUUCAGUGCACAUGCUGACUCUGAAGGCAUAUUGAGCUUAAUUGAGCAAUGUAAGCCCAGGAAUGUGAUGCUUGUACAUGGCGAAAAGAGCAGGAUGAGGAUGCUUAAGAAGAGUAUUGAACAGAGAUAUGCAAUUCCUACGUUUUUUCCAUCUAACGGUGUCCUAGUGAACAUCCCAAGCAAAAACACAGUUGACCUGAAAAUAUCUAAAGAAAAGAUACAUGGAUGUUUUGAACCACAUCUUUCGAAAAAGAAGGUGUUUGUAAGAAUGAAGCUAUCUCGUGAAAAAGAAGAAGGCUGUUGUGGAGUUGUUGAGUGUGAUAACUAUCUUGAUGAUUACACAGCUAGAGAUGCAAGUACAAAAGAAUGA
Molecule: messenger RNA, 1518 nt
Organism: Ordospora colligata OC4
Lineage: Eukaryota; Fungi; Microsporidia; Ordosporidae
Product: putative RNA-processing beta-lactamase
Exons: 1
Coding region: 1-1518 (505 amino acids)
Biological process (GO): snRNA processing
Cellular component (GO): nucleus
Source: RefSeq, a predicted model, not a curated record